Molecule: messenger RNA, 1514 nt
Organism: Vicia villosa (hairy vetch)
Lineage: Eukaryota; Viridiplantae; Streptophyta; Magnoliopsida; Fabales; Fabaceae
Product: transcription factor bHLH25-like
Exons: 4
Coding region: 119-1048 (309 amino acids)
Molecular function (GO): protein dimerization activity
Source: RefSeq, a predicted model, not a curated record
GAUGUUAUAUAUAAGAUUAAUAUUUACAUUAUUCCAUCAUUAAAAACUUUACACUCUAUGAAUGCAUGAGCUGAAUAAUAUAGUUGAAUAUUUACCUUAAUAUUUUUUUAGUUUUCUUAUGGAGAAUAUUUCAUUCAUCAGAGGGUUUCCUGAUCAGGAAAUAAUGGAGGAUCCUUCUUUCUGUCUUCAUCAAUGGAAUUUAAACUCUAUUGAUGAGACUAACUCACUGCCAAUAGCUUCUGCUUUUGGAGACACUUUGCAACAUCAUUCAUAUGUUUAUCCAAACUUCAACCUCAGAGCUUCGGUUGAAACUGAUCAGACGCCAGAGACUCAAUUUGUUUCGUACCAGAACCUUCUUUCGUAUGUCGAUUCAAAUCAUUUUAAUCAGCUGGGAUUAGUGAAGCCUAAGGAUGAGAGUGUUUGUCCUCGAAACAAUAACUCAAUUUCUGACGCGGUCUCUCAAGGAAUCAUGGAGGCUCAAAGGAUAUCGACACGUCCUAAAGUCACUCUACCUCAGGACCAUAUAAUAGCGGAGAGAAAGCGGCGAGAGAAGCUCAGCCAGCGCUUCAUUGCUCUUUCUGCGCUUGUUCCCGGACUACAAAAGAUGGACAAAGUUACUGUUCUUGGAGAUGCUAUCAAGUACUUGAAGAAACUGCAAGAGAAGGUGAAGGCUCUUGAGGAGGAACAGAACAUGAAGAAAAACGUAGAAUAUGUGGUGGUUGUGAAGAAAUCUCAACUAAGCAAUGACGUUGAGAAUUCUUCUGCGGAAUCUGGUGGUCUCUUCAACGAGGAACUGCCAGAAAUUGAAGCAAGGUUUUGUGAUCGAAAUGUACUCAUAAGAAUUCACUGUGAGAAAAGCAAAGGAGCUUUGGAAAAAACAAUCCAUGAAAUUGAGAAACUGCGUCUAAAAGUCAUCAAUAGCUGUGUCAUGACAUUUGGGAGCUGCGCACUUGAUAUAACAGUUAUUGCUCAGAUGGAUAUGGAAUUCUGCACGACAGUGAAGGAUCUUGUGACAAACCUACGCUCCGCUUUUGCAUCGUUCAUCUGAGGACUUUCUGUUAGUUCAUACUGAACAUAUCCCAAAAGAAUAAGAAUAUAUAGAAGAUACUGUCAACUAUAUAUAUAAAAGUGUUUUAAGUUUCAAUUCUUCAGUGAUAUUUCUUUUUACAAGCCCUGCAAUGUCAACUAUCUCAUCUACUCCAAGUGUGCUCUAUGGUUCAUUUGGGAAAGGGUUUUUUUCUGGUUAACUUGUUGACCAUGUUACGACUUACGGCUACUCUCUCCUAAAAGUCAUAUAAAAGGGACAUUGGAUUUUUGUGUGCCUUUGACUAACAGGCCUUUGUUUUGUAAGUCUCUUUCUGUUUCAAGCAAAAUAUGGUUGAUUAAUAAAACUUGUAUGGUGUUUGAACACUUUGCCAAAGGCUUGUAAGUUCAAACCUCCUGCAAAGUAUGUACCUAAAUAUAUAUACACUUAAAAUGUUUGAUUGGUUUUAAUGGAAUAAUCGUAUAUUUUA